This is a messenger RNA of Manduca sexta (tobacco hornworm), 767 nucleotides long. RefSeq lists its product as uncharacterized. The transcript is spliced from 5 exons. NCBI's taxonomy places the organism in Eukaryota, Metazoa, Arthropoda, Insecta, Lepidoptera, Sphingidae. The record is from RefSeq and is a predicted model, not a curated record. The annotation marks the transcript as partial.
AUGUGGUACUCCUCCAAAUCCGUCCCAUCGUCUGGUAACAAUAUCUUAAGUAAACAGCGCGUUAAACGUCGUUUCGCCGCCAUGUUGCGUGCUUGCUUGCUCGUCUGUUCGCUCGUGUCCGGAACCGAGCUCUCAUUUCAAUAUCAGCCCUAUCGUCGAAGCAAUGAGCCUUGUAAGAUAUGCUAUGGGGAAGACUGCCUGCAGAUGAACCAGGCAAGGUGCGAGUACUACGUGGAAACAGAUGAGAUACUGCAUGAAGAAAAGAUCGAGGAAGUUGAUAAUCAUGAGAUGAGGGAGGAAGUAGAUCGAUUGAUGUACCGGUUUAUGGAGAAAGCAUCUGAUGCCAACACUGAAUGUAUACCACUAGUAUCUCAAUAUACGGAUUGCACUAAAGAAAACAUAUGUGUCGGUUGCAAGACUUGCAGCUGUGACCUUAGCGGCAGCUGGAACUGCACCACGGUGAGCCGGUGCCGAGCUGACGUCGUCACCGACAUCGACCAUCGCAUGCUAGUCUUCAUCAUUGAGAAUCUUAUGAACGCUCAAACUAACAAGAGGACAAAACGGAACACAGAGGAAAAUCUAAACAAACUGACCACGAAUAAAAUAAGUUUUGCACAAAUUUCACAAUGGAUGUUUGGAGUACCACCUUUAAACUCAAAAGAAACAACACAAAACAGUGCUAUCUCAUCGGCUACUGAAAAUAUAAAUAAUAUUACUUCAUUUACAGGUAAGACAAUUAUUAUAAUAUUUUUUUUUAUAAAUUCAAG